CAAGCCAGCGCCAUGUUGGAUCAGUUUGAAAGCGAGCGCGGGCGUUGCGCUCCGCUGUGACGGCGGAGCAGGCAUCGAGCAAGCGAGCCUGAGGCGGGGCGGUGUCUGGGUUGGAGAUGCUUUGUCGCGUCUUCCGUCAGGUAACAGACGUGGACUUUGGUGGAGAGUUGUGGGACGUGUGCGUUUCCAUCUCUUUUGGCGACUUGGUCGGUGAGUUAGGCUCGAAAAGCGGGUGUAUUUUCAGGAAGCGUCCCAUCUUUUGACAGCCCAUGGGAAAGGCUAGAAAAAGAGUGGCGCGGAGGGAAGAGGAAGAUGCCUCCUGAGGGAAGGCGCGAGUGGACAUUCCCCUAGGAAUAGAACACCUUUAUCGGGAGGCUCCCGAGUGGGGAAGGCCCCUGAACGAGACCAAGGGGACUUGACGUGGGCCUCUGAGACUCGAGGCGUCAAUUGAAGAGGGCGGGGCGGAAAGGGGAUUGGGUUUAGGGGCUGUCCCCUCGGAAAAACUCGUCCGCCCACGGGGGAGCUCACGCUUGCUGCCUAAUAAAUGGUUUCUGGAUGGAAGUACCUAAGUGAAGCCUGUGUCUGUGACUGCCGGGGAUGCUGGAAUCCCGAAGGGUGGGUGUUUCCUAGGUAAGGGCGGAAGGGUUGAACCCUAACGCAUCGGGUGGGAAAGAGAUGCUCUCGUGCGGGGGUGCCAGCGAUUUUCGCUUUCCGGGUUCACGAAUUCUUGUUUUUUUGCUGUUGAAUAAGCAAAUGUUAGGCUUCAAAACAUAAAUCACAGAGCUGUUGUUUCUAGGAAGUUGUUCAUUUCCUGUGAGCUGUACCCAUUGUUUAUUUAACACUGAACAUUCUGUUUUUGAAUCAAAGGUGGUUGAAAUUUUUUGCCAUUCGUUUAACAUUUUAUUCUUCGAAAUGAUGGAUUUCCUUUUGGUGAUAGGAACAGAAGUGUUUACGGAACAAAUGUUUUUAAGAGAAAUGAAUAGAAAUAACCCAUUUUGAGGAAGCCAUGGCAAAAUCAAUUACAAAACACAGAGUUUGUUCUCGGCAAUCUUCAGUAUCUUCUCUGUUAGCAAGCUGCAACCUGAGUGGUAGUAAUUCCUCUAACUCUGAUGGCUCUUUUCAGUAUAAGGAUAAACUGUAUAGUUCUGCAUCUCAGGCUCUACAGGCCUAUAUUGAUGAUUUUGAUUUAAGCCAAAUGUAUCCUGGUGCAAGCACUGGAAAGAUUAACAUUGAUAGAUGUUCUGCUAAUAUGCCAGAAUUCUCCAACUAUAUUUAUAAACCAAACAAUGCUUUUGAAAAUCUUGAUCCCAAAAAAAGCUCUUCCUCUUUAUCCUGUAGAAGAAAGACUGUUAAUGACAUAGACUCCAUUAGUCUAACAACUGAUGAUCUGUUAAAACUUCCGGCAGAUGGAUCAUUUUCUUUAACUUGCAUUGGAUCAAGUCACCGAAUUAGCAAGAAAAACAAGAAAUGCAUUCGAAGACUGAGUUCAUCUGAUACUGAAAAGAAUAAAAAUUUUCAACAACCUUCCACUCCCAUGUGCAAAGAUAACUUAGUCACUCCUGUUGUAUACACAAAUAUAAAUGGAAAGCAACGUGGUAGACUAAAAAACCCAAAACUUGUGAAUAAGACUAAUAAGUGCGUUUCUGAACCAUCUCUAUCAUUUUCCAAGAAGUUGUCUUUCAAAGACAGUUCAGAACACAGUCUUGAAAAGAAUUACCCAAGAUGGCUCACUAGCCAGAAAUCUGACCUUAAUGUUUCAGGAAUAACUAGUCUACCUGAUUUCACAUACCCAGUCUGGCUCCACCAUCAAGACUUGCUACCUGAUACAAAUAGUCAAAGGAUUUCUAAAAUAUUUAAAGAAGAUCAGUGUUCCCCUAGACAUUGUUACCAGUCACAAAGAACUUCUCGACUUAUGAAUAAAGUAGAUAGUUUUGAAUAUUCUUUUGAACCCUCAAACAUUUCAGACUCCUUGAGUGAUGAUAAAGGAUUAGUUAAUGAAUAUAAAUGUGAUUCUGAACAUAGCCAGUGUCAGUGUGAGAAUCCAGUUCUCCCAGGACAAACCAAAAAGCCAUUCAGUGGUGACAAAAUUGAAUUGCUUAUCCUGAAGGCCAAGAGAAAUCUAGAGCAUUGUUCUAAAGAGUUACCGAAGUCUACAAAAAAGGAUGAUAGUCCUUGUUCAUUAGAUAAACUUGAAGCAGAAAGAUCAUGGGAAAAUAUUCCUGUUACUUUCAAAUCUCCUGUUCCUGUUAACUCUGAUGAUAGUCCUCAACAAACUUCAAAAGCAAAGUGUGCUAAAGGGUUCCUUGAAGAUUUUUUAAAUAAUGAUAAUCAGAGCUGUACCCUUUCUGGAGGGAAACAUCAUGGUCCUGUUGAAGCCCUGAAACAAAUGUUAUUUAAUCUUCAAGCAGUACAAGAAAGUUUUAAUCAGAAUAAAACAGAACUGAAAGAGGACAUUAAGCAAGUUUCAGAAGACAGUUUCUCUAAAUUACAGUUGAAAGAGAGUAUGGUUCCUAUUACUAGGUCACUUCAAAAGGCUUUGCACCAUUUAUCUCGCCUGAGAGACCUGGUUGAUGAUACCAGUGGGAAACAGUCACCGAAAAUGUGAAGAGGAAAAUAAAACAGUCCAACCAAUAAAUAGUCAUCACAGAACAGAGAUGAAUUUUUUUUCCUAUUGCUUAAACUGACAAAGAAAUUAUAAGCCAUACAUUAUUCUGUGAUUGGUUCAAGUAUUAUAUAUUUUUUUAAAAAACAAACUUGAAAAUGUGCAUAGGUUUUGUGACCUAUCCUCAUUUUAUGCCAAAAUACCAGAAUGUGAACUGGAAGGACCCACACUGUGUCCUACAGUCUGACUUUGGUCUUCAGGCCAGCAAAUGUCCAAUAUUCGAAGAUGGAUGAUGUCCGUUAUUGAAGCUUACAUGGACUUAAUCUUCUUGAGCGUCCUCAUCAUUUUAUCAUCUGGUUCUGGAUUAUUAAGAAACUCUUCCUGGUUUCUAUCCAAAAUCUCUUUAGACUUUUUGAUACAAGUAUCAUCUACUUUUAAAUAGGCUAAAGGAAUAUCAAAAUGGUUAUGGUAUAUCUUAUCCAUAUAUAAGUAUGUUACUUUUAAUUUUUUAAAUAUUUAAGAUAUGUUGUAUUUGCAAAUAGCAUUAAUUUAAUAAUGGGAUGAUACAGUGCUAAAAGGAAUGUUUUAUGCUGUGAAAUCCAAGAGAAAAACUCAUUUAAUUAAUGCUUUGAUUUUGAAUCUGUGUAAGAUAAUCUUGGUAUCUCUUGACAGUUUACAAAACAUUUUUUGGGAGUAUAUUUGAGAAUUUAAUAUUUUGAUAUUUCCCAGAUUUUAGUUUUGAGGUUAGCUCAAACCUGUAAAAAUUAUGAUAUCAGUGACCAAUUGCUUUAUGCAGUUUGUUAAGUAAACUUAAAAUGAAUGUGGAAAAUCCAGAAGCAGCUGUGUAUUAUAAAGCUAUUUUGUAAGAGCUGAACUUUCUUUAAAGCAAUCUGUAAAGUUUGUCUCUAGCUGGAACUUGGCAGAGCUCUAUGAUUUUGCAUUUUCUACCAAGUAAACUUCUAAUAAGCAAGAAAGCAUCUUUACCAACAAAACUAGGAAUUAAAUCAUAAAGCAUAUUUUAAAAGCCUGAUGAAAGAAUAUGAGUGUUAUGUAUACAAACAGUACAAAUUGCAGCAUCUUCAUUAGGUAGCUUUAGUGUCAAAAAAAAUUUCUAAGUACAUUGUGUUGAAGAAUUUUUUUUCCUUCAAGUUUAAAGCACUAUAUAAGACCUUUGUUAUAGAUCUUACAUGUCAAAAACUAUAGUGUGAACCCUGUCAUUUUUUUCUUGGCCAGUGAGUCAGAGUUACCACCAUACAGUUGUUUUUGCCCAGUUUGAGAGUGACUUGCCAUUAAGUGUGUUCUGUUUACUCUGUGGAGGUAUUUCUACUACGGACAUUCUAUUUUCUGAUUAUUGUCUUCUUCAAAACAUAUAGUUUGCAUAUAGUCAAACAAGGCAUUACUUUGAUGAUGAAAGUUAUGGCUGGCUGUUAAAAAUGCAGAUUUUAAGUGGGUGUACAUGAGGUGGGUCUGGGUUGAUCAUGUUCCAGGCUUAACCAAAUCCACUGUUAAAUUCUGUAGAAAGCAGAGAAGAUGAAUACAUCAGAUAAUAAACUUCUAAUUGCACAUAUGUUGAUCAGACCUAGUAUUUAGUAUGCCCAAAAAGCAUUUCUAAAGGGAUUGUACUAUAAUGGCUGAACAGCACUGAUUUGGUUAGUGCUGUCAUUUGCAAGAAAAUAUCUCCAAUGCUAAGUAAGAUAAGCCUUCUAAAUUUUUAUAUUAUAACUAAUAUUUUAAGAAACUUGAUUAUACUUACUAAAGAAGUAUUUUUCCUCUUGUGUCAAAUAUGGAAGCUAAUCAUUUACCUAAAAAGGGAAUUAGCUUUAUUAAAAUAAUUCCAAUUAAAAAAAACAUAUAGGAGAGUCAACUAUAGAUGUUCAUGAAAUUCUCUAAACAAUUGAUAUAAUUACAUGUUAAAUAUUUCAGUAUUUUUUAUUGUGAGUUUUCCAGGGGGAAAAAGGGUGACAACAGUAUUGAGAUUGCUGAGUUGGAAAUUAAAAGCAGACAAUGGGAACAAUUAUAGGUUUUAAAAAUUGCAGUGAGAAUAUAUAUGUUUAUCAACCCCUUUCUUUUAGGUAUGUUUAAAAGUAUAGGUAGAAAAGGAAUUUUGAAAAGACAUUUCAGAUUUUUAGUUGACUAUGAAAAAAAUUUAACAAACCUACUUCCGAAUUUUUUUUUGAGAUCGAAGGAUAAAGGUGUGAUGAGUAUAUGAAGACUCAAAACUCAACUUUAUGUUCUUCAUUAUCAGGAAUUUUACUUUCAGUAUUUCUGUGUUAGCACAUUUCAGCUUCAUAGAGAUUUCUGACCAAAUCGAGGAACACUAUCUUGGGUUUGUUUGGGUUAUAUGUCUUUCUAGUUUUGUUAUUUCUUGAAGUUUAUAAAUGUGGUUUUUUUUUUUUUUUUUUUUGGUGUUACAUUGAAUGUUUAGGAUAACAUCUUAUUAAAGUACAUAGAGUUCUACCAAAAUAUUUUUUAAAGAUAAAUCAUGACAAGAUUAACCCACCCUUUGUUUAGAAUACAUAGAAUCACUCAUGGAUUUGAAUUUUUGUUUCAUCUUUCCUUUUCCAAUGUUAACUGUGUCUCAAAACCUGUUUGGUGGAAGUGCUAUGGAGACUUGAACUUGUCAAAAGGCAAGUAUCGUGAAAAGAGACCAAAGAAGCAAAAGGCUAAUAAAGUUGAUAAUUUCUGAGCAACUGAAGUUUCUUCAAAUGUGAAAGACUAUCAUUCUAUUCCACGUAUUGAUUGGAUGUUUUAUACAUGGUUAUGUGUCCUAUUGUGUUGUAGUGCCUAUCACAUAAUGGUUGGGACGACUUAGGCCUAAACCUGAACGUAUAUUCAGGUUAUAUUGUUACAUUUUUUCCCCACAACAUUUGAAAUGAUUCCUUUCCUAUUUCUCUGUUUUCUUUCUUCUUUAUUUUCACCUGUGACUAAGAUCAUUUUCCUUUUUUGAACAAAAAUAUCUUUGCUUUUUACCCUCCCAGUUCUGCAUUGUCCUUACUCUAGACCAGACUUGUAUAACAGCUUUUCUCACAUUAUAGCAACUUUUCUAACAAUGUAACAAAUAUAACAACUUUUACCCAUCAUUACCUUAACUAAGAGGAGUCUGGCCUCCUAAUACCUAUUUCAACCUUAAACAUUCCUUCCCCUGACUUUCAGCCCUUGCAUUGAAGAUAGGCUGACUGGUCUUUGUAAGACCCUGUUGUAACACCACCAUUAUAGCAUUACUAAUUUAUUUCAGAAAUUUACUGUGGUUAAAUUGCUUUACUCAUUCUCCCAGACUUCCUAUGUAUAUUCUCACCUUUGUGCAUAUUAUUUCCUAUACUUGAAACAGUUUUCUUUCAUACUGGUUAUGUAAAGCUUACUCUACCAUUUUUUUUAAAGUUCUGACCGAAUGUUGUACUUUCUUUUCCACAUAUUCUAACAUUUUUUCCAGACUUGAUUGUUUGGCUUUCCUUUUUCCUUACCCAUCACUCAUUUAGCUAUUAUAUUUCUUGUUCUUGUAUUGAAUAGUGUCUCUUUACCACAUUGUAUCUCCAGGGGAGAAAAUGUUUCAAAAGUUACAGGAUUGAUUUUUAUCUCCUUUAUGACAGCAUCUCUUACAUUACAUUGUAUAACACCUCUUACAUUACAUUGUAUAACCAGGAACAACAUGUAAACUUAAAAUGACUGAUGAUUGUAAGCCUAGUUCUCUCUCUAAGAUUGUAGGCUCAAGAAAGGAGAAACCAUAUUUUUUAAAAUUUAUGUAAUGUUCUGCAAAUCCUUAAAAUGAAGUAAAUUAAACCUAUUUUUCGACGUUGCUGCCACUAUUUAUCAAAUAGGAUCAACAUAUGUGUACGUAUUUUGGAUGACAUCUAUAAACCUUCUAACC
Molecule: messenger RNA, 6467 nt
Organism: Ailuropoda melanoleuca (giant panda)
Lineage: Eukaryota; Metazoa; Chordata; Mammalia; Carnivora; Ursidae
Gene: C14H18orf54
Product: chromosome 14 C18orf54 homolog
Exons: 8
Coding region: 1007-2605 (532 amino acids)
Source: RefSeq, a predicted model, not a curated record